Molecule: messenger RNA, 1086 nt
Organism: Dracunculus medinensis (Guinea worm)
Lineage: Eukaryota; Metazoa; Nematoda; Chromadorea; Rhabditida; Dracunculidae
Source: the annotation of a GenBank genome assembly
AUGCCUCGUAUCGAAUAUGAAUUAAAAUUAGAUUUCAAGGACGUUUUAUUGCGACCAAAACGGUCAACUUUAAAGAGUCGCGCCGACGUCGAUCUUACACGAGAGUUUGUAUUUCGCAACUCUAAAAAGAAAUAUGAAGGCAUCCCAGUUGUGGCCUCCAAUAUGGAUACAGUUGGUACAUUUGAAAUGGCUGAAGAACUUUCGAAACAUUUACUUUUUACUACAAUACAUAAGCAUUAUACGGUUGAACAGUGGCUUGAUUUCACUCGGCGUAAUUCGAAUAAUUUGAAGGUUUUUUCGCAAAUUGCUGUCUCAACGGGCAUUGCAGAUAAUGAUUGGACAAAGUUGAAUGCAAUCUGUAACGAGAUAUCUGCAUUAGAAUAUAUUUGUAUUGAUGUUGCGAAUGGUUAUUCUGAGUCAUUUGUUGAUUUUAUACGUAAAGUGCGUGAAACUUUUCCAAAUCAAACAAUUCUUGCUGGAAAUGUAGUAACUGGUGAAAUGGUCGAAGAGCUCAUUCUUACUGGAGCGGAUAUUGUUAAGGUUGGCAUUGGUCCUGGAUCGGUUUGUACUACAAGAAGAAAAGCUGGUGUUGGAUAUCCACAGUUAAGUGCAGUAUUGGAAUGUGCUGAUGCAUCACAUGGCCUAAAUGGGCACGUCAUGAGUGAUGGUGGAUGCACGAAUUCGGGUGAUGUUGCUAAAGCAUUUGGUGCAGGCGCUGAUUUCGUUAUGAUUGGAGGUUUGUUUGCUGGUCAUGCCCAAUGUGGUGGGAAAAUCUUCGAAAAAGAUGGAAAAAAAUACAAAUUAUUUUAUGGAAUGUCUUCAGAUACUGCAAUGAGAAAAUAUCACGGUGGAGUUGCAGAAUAUCGCGCUUCAGAAGGGAAAACUGUCACUAUACCUUAUAGAGGUGAUGUGUCAAAAACAAUUCAGGACAUUUUGGGUGGAUUACGCUCAGCUUGUACUUACACUGGUUCAAUUAAACUUAAGGAACUUUCAAAACGCGCUACUUUUAUAAGGGUUAAUCAACAACUCAAUGAUCAAUAUACGGGUCUGGAAAUUCCUAUACAAUCACCUUAUAUUAAUAUAUAA